AUCAUCUUGAAGCUUCCUACACUGUUCCUAGACAUUUCAUGCCGUGUCUCCAGCCUAUUCCUCAACCGAACGUUAACUCUCCGUUGUUCUCUGCCACUUUGAAAUUUUACUUGGUUCCCUGCAUUUGUUGCAAGAAUUCGACGCGAUGGGAUGGAGAGGGAUGGCAAGCUGUGGGGAUAGGAAAAGCAAGGGAGAGCAGGGAAAAGGAAAGAGGUGACAAAAGGGGAGGAAAAUUGUGUAUCGGAGGAGAGAAGGAAGAUCUGCGACGGCAACUAAGGAAUUAGGGUGGAGUCGUGGGACGUUACGGUUUCAGUGGGUGACAUGGGUGUGUGGCGGAGGCUGGCAAAGAGAAUAGAUUUUGGUAGAGGGUCUGUAUGCCAUUUUCCAAGAGGUGGAUUUGGAUUUUCCAUGGGUUUGAUACUGGCUUCCCUGGAAAAUUCUAUAAUGCAAGAUCAAAUGACUGACAAACAAAAAUUCAUUUAUCAAGCCAAGCAAAUGGUGCAGAGAAGCUGGAGUUCAGCAAAAACAUUUGUAGUCAUGGGAUUUCUCUGCUGUUGAGUGUGGUGUUCAGAAGCCAUUGCAAAGAAAAAUUACACAUACGGAUAACAUAUAUGUCAAUAUAUCAUUUAAAUUUCUCAUAUGGGGUCAAAUGUUGUAAAUAAUUGUGUGCUGGAUCUUAUUCUCUCAAUGGUAACGGCAAAUGACGUGGCAGCAUGUUGCCUCUUCUUCAAGUGAGAAAUACUGAGGUUGACGUACUGAACCUGUGUUGUAUGAAGAUAGCUUAUUUUAUUAAUUUUUUUUUUUUUUAACAGUUUUUCAUUUUUUGGUCCUACUUUUAUAUUCUCCAGAAAAUUUUGUUUCAUAGAGGAGUUAUACCCUAAUCGGACUGUUGAAUGGAAAAGAUCUACAUUAUGUUAAAAUGACAUUUUUCACUAGAUUUAUUGUCUAUUUUCUUAUACAUAUGAACUUAUGUGAAAAGCUUCUCUUAUGAAAGGAAAAUGAUAAUACAAACGUACAUGGAAAAUAUAUGAAUUACUGAAAAAUGAAAGGCAACAAAAUCACCUUGUAAGAACCUAUAUACUGAGAAGUUAUUUAUGUUUUUUUUAAAAAUUCUAUAUCUUGAUUUUCUGUGUUUGAAAUGACUAACACAUUUCUUUUAUGUUUACUACAAAUUGAAUAAGAUAUAAAGCAGAGUAUUUAAUUAGAAACUCCAAUGGAAAUUAUCAAGCAUUGUGGUUUAUGAACUAUGGUAGCCAUAGUUAGCAUUUACCUUAUCUUUUUGAAUUCUAUAAAUUUUCACUAACUAGAAAACAGUAUCUACUGAUAAAACUCAUCCCUUAAUGGUGUUGUUAAUUGUUGGUUGUAUGAAAAACUUUUGUUUUAUGGUUUCCUUUUUUCUUUUUUUCUUUUUUUUUUUCCUAUUUCAUUACAUGUUAAGAAUUUAAAGAUGUAAACCCGUGAACACUUGGCGUUAUUAUCAAGUCCUCUCUGUGAAUUUAGUUACUAAUAAACUGUAAUCCAAUAUGAUAUGUUUAUACAAAUUGGAAAAAAUGUAUUGUGUAAGAGUUUACUUGCUAUAUUUGAUUAUGACCUGGUAAGGUUAGAGCCUAUGUAUAUUGUUGAUCA
Molecule: messenger RNA, 1626 nt
Organism: Rubroshorea leprosula
Lineage: Eukaryota; Viridiplantae; Streptophyta; Magnoliopsida; Malvales; Dipterocarpaceae
Source: the annotation of a GenBank genome assembly